GUCCCGGCAUCUCAAGCUACAGCUCCAAUCCUCCGGCUGCUGGGACAAGCUUGGUGCACUGCCUGAACCAGGCUCUGAGAGAUGUGCCCAAGGAGAAGCAUGCAGGCACUCCGCUCUACCUGGGUGCCACGGCCGGCAUGCGCCUGCUCAACAUUGCGAACCUGCAGGCUUCGGACGCCGUCCUCAGCACCGUGGCGGCCACGCUGAAGUCGUACCCCUUCGAUUUCCGGGGGGCAAAGAUCCUGUCAGGGGAAGAGGAAGGGGUGUUUGGCUGGGUCACCGCAAACUACCUCCUGGAGAACUUCAUCAAGCGUGGGUGGCUCGGGGAAUGGAUCCAGCCCCAGAAGAAAACCCUGGGUGCCAUGGACUUCGGGGGCGCUUCCACACAGAUCACCUUUGAAACCAGGGACACCAUUGAAGACCCCAGAAACGAGCUGAUGCUGAAGCUGUAUGGCCAGACGUACAAAGUGUACACCCACAGCUUCCUCUGCUACGGAAGGGACCAGGUCCUCAAGAGACUGCUCUCAAAGCUCUUCCAGGCUGAGAGCUACCAAGCAACUGUCCCCCACCCCUGCUGGCCCACGGGCUACCACAAGAGCCUGUCACUGAGUAGCGUCUAUGACAGCCCCUGUACGGAGAAGGAGAGACCCAGCCUUGGCCUCAACACCACCAUCACUGUGGUUGGCACUGGGAACGGGAGCCUCUGCGCUCUGCAUGUCAGCAAGCUCUUCGACUUUACCACUUGUUCCUUCUCCCGCUGCUCCUUUGACGGCGUUUUCCAGCCGGAGGUUUCAGGAAACUUCAUCGCCUUCUCUGCCUUCUUCUACACGGUCGACUUCAUCCAGACAGUGAUGGGGAGACCUGUGCACUUGCCCAGCGACCUGAAGGAUGCUGCCAAGACCAUCUGUGCCACCAGCUGGAGUGAGCUGCUCCAGAAAGCUCCUACGCUGGAGAAGAGGCUGCCGGAUUACUGUGCUGUCAGCACAUUUGUUUAUUUGCUUAUCACCAAAGGCUACAACUUCAACAACCAUUCCUUCCCCAACAUUGCCUUCCAGAAGAAGGCAGGAGAAACCUCCAUCGGCUGGGCCCUGGGCUACAUGCUGAACCUCACCAAUAUGAUUCCAGCAGAGAAGCCCUCUUCUCACAAAAGCAUGCUGUACAACUACUGGGUCAUACUCAUCCUGCUCUUUGUGGUCACCACCCUGACGUCUCUGGUGACUGCUGUCUGCCUACUCCGGCGCAGCAAGUCCAGUGCAAUCUAA
Molecule: messenger RNA, 1262 nt
Organism: Phaethon lepturus (White-tailed tropicbird)
Lineage: Eukaryota; Metazoa; Chordata; Aves; Phaethontiformes; Phaethontidae
Gene: ENTPD2
Product: ectonucleoside triphosphate diphosphohydrolase 2
Exons: 7
Biological process (GO): nucleoside diphosphate catabolic process
Cellular component (GO): plasma membrane
Molecular function (GO): GDP phosphatase activity; UDP phosphatase activity
Source: RefSeq, a predicted model, not a curated record